AUGCUUAUUGUUGACGGUGCUGCUUGGUUGUCCAACGAAAUAGCACUGGCAUGGAUACACGAGCGAGUACCGCGGGAUGCCGAUGGCAAACCUCUUCCAGAUCUAUUCUUUAGCAUUUUUCCAGAGAUUACUGGGGCUAUCAAAGUGACGGAAUAUAUAAUGUUGCUAAUAUUAAUAUCAGCAUUAGGAAUAAUUUUUACGCAUCAACACCGUUGGAUUGUGGCGAGAAGAGUGUUCUUUUGUGUUGCAUUAUGUUACUUCAUUCGAGCGUUUUUUAUUUGCAUAUUUCAGGUACCAGUCCCAAGUCGAAAAACGUAUUGUGCGCCCAAAACUGAAGGAGGUCUAAAAAUUAUUUUCCUUAGGGUUGUCAAAAUAUUUUGGUCGGCAGGCAUCGAACAACUACGGCCUAGGGAAUUAUGUGGAGAUCUGAUUGUCUCAGGUCAUACGGUUUCGUUGUUCAGUGCUGUUUUAACCGUUCGGUACUAUGUGCCUCGUCGCUUAAAUUUGAUUGCACAAAUUUAUAAAUACCUGGCUUUAGUAGCAUUGCUUUGUAUACUAUUUGCUAGGAAACAUUAUACAAUUGAUCUCGUACUUGGUUAUUUGAUUACUACCAGAGUUUUUUGGACAUAUCAUUCACUAUCAAUCUCGUAUCACAACAAUGAUUUGGAUUCAAAUCCAUUCAAUCAAUCAUUCUGGGCUUUCGUUAUACCGUACUUCGAAAAUGACGUGACACCACCACAUAAAUUUUUAAAUCGACUACAGUGGCCAUCAAGUUGUCCGCAAAAGAUUCAGAGAAGACUUGCUUAG
Molecule: messenger RNA, 807 nt
Organism: Enterobius vermicularis (human pinworm)
Lineage: Eukaryota; Metazoa; Nematoda; Chromadorea; Rhabditida; Oxyuridae
Source: the annotation of a GenBank genome assembly